AUGGUGGCAACACGCACGUUUAGCCAGACCCGCAUCACGCGCGUCAACGAGGCGCGCACUCCCGACUUCGAGGUCGACAAUGUCGACGGCAACGGCGCGCCUGGCACCGACGAGUCUAUACCCCUACUGUCGCCAACGCCGCUGCGCAUCCCCAAGGUGCCGCUGUCGUCGCGGCCUUCGUCCGCAGCAAGCGACGUCUCGAACCGCGGAAUCCUGCGCAGAAUCUUCAUCGACCGCGUAGGCACGCCGUCACAGCACCUCCUCCGCCCGACCUUCCCCCCGACAUCCCUCGGGACGUACUCGCCUCCGCCGCACAAGCCGCUGUCAUGGUGGGAGUACCUGUGGCUCUGUGUCAACCAGGCCAUUUCAAUGGGACUCUCGACCGUGUUCCUCAUUGGCGUCGUCGCGUGGGCGUUUGCCGCCGAGGCGCUGUACGCAAUCCCCAAGUUCCUCCGGUUCGAACGCGACCCAAAGUACACGUGGGACGACGCAAAGCACUGGCGCAAGGCGGACCGCAAGGUGUCGAAAGAGCCUCAAGACUAUGCACGCAAGGUCGGCAUGGACAUUGAGAACCAGACGGUCGAGACCGAGGACGGCUUUUUGUUGCGGAUGCACCGCGUCAUUGACCCCGAGGCGCGCCCCCGUUCCGACGGGCGCGGCGGUUUCCCCGUCCUCAUCCUCCACGGCCUGUUCCAAUCGUCUGGAUCGUUCAUCACGUCCGAGGACCGCUCGCUCGCGUUCUGGCUCGCAAAGCAGAAGGGGUACCAGGUGUACCUUGGCAACACGCGCGGCAUCUUUGACAUGGGCCACAGGAGCUACUCGCGGUCAGACCCGCGUUUCUGGGACUGGACAAUUCGCGACCUCGCAAUGUACGACCUCCCGGCCAUGGUGGAGCAUGUGUGCCGCGAAACUGGCUACGAGAAGAUUGCCUUUAUCGGCCACUCGCAGGGCAACGGCCUGACCUUUAUUUCGCUCUCCCUCGGCAUGGUCCCCAACCUCGGCAAGAAGCUUUCUGUGUUCAUUGCCCUCGCGCCCGCCGUGUACGCCGGGCCGCUGACGCACGGCUUCCCGUUCACGACGCUCAACAGACUCGAGUGGCACACCUGGAAGCGCUUCUUUGGGGUCCUCGACUUUAUCCCACUCAUGCGGUACGCGUACGACUACUGCCCGGCACAGAUCUUUGCGACCAUGGGCUACAUCAUGUUCGCCUUCCUCUUCUCGUGGACCGACACCAACUGGCUCAAGCGGCGCAAGACGAAAAUGUUCCGCUUCACGCCCACGCCCGUGUCAUCGGCGUCCAUCUUCUGGUGGUGCGGCAAGGGCGGGUUCGCAGACAGAAAGUGCACGCUCGACGACACGCUCGAGCGAUGGUACGACGAGCGUUUCCCGCCGCUGUCCAUCUACUAUGGUGGCCGCGACUACCUCGUCCUUGCCGAGCCGCUCCUUGAGCGCUUGAAGACGAAGGAGACGGACGUGAGGGUACACAAGGUGACCAAGCUCGACAAGAGCGAGCACUGCGACUUUUACUGGGCCGCAGAGGCCGUCGAGUGGGCGUACGAUUCGUUUGUCGACGACAUUGAAUCUACGCGGCCACGGUACCCCGAGGAGGAGCCGGGCGUUGAGGAGGUGCUCGAGUAA
Vanrija pseudolonga is the source of this 1638-nucleotide messenger RNA. It is a transcript of the gene YEH2, whose product is annotated as Sterol esterase 2. Gene Ontology annotation, biological process: lipid metabolic process. Lineage: Eukaryota; Fungi; Basidiomycota; Tremellomycetes; Trichosporonales; Trichosporonaceae. The record is from RefSeq and is a predicted model, not a curated record. The transcript is spliced from 4 exons. Bases 1 to 1638 code for a protein of 545 amino acids.